AUGUUAAGAUUGAAUCCAGUGAUUGCGAUAGCUCAUCAACAACAAAAUCAAUUGACUUUUGGUGAUAAUAGUAAUUCCUUGAGUACAACAUCAAAUAAGACAUCAGUGGUCGAUGCUGCUCUCAGUGAUGAAAUUAUGACCAAUGGGUUGGUCACAAAUCUAAUUGGUGGAUUAACAUUAAUCAAAGGAUUCAAUCCUGACACUCUAUCUGAUAGUGAUGAAUAA
Molecule: messenger RNA, 225 nt
Organism: Ascoidea rubescens DSM 1968
Lineage: Eukaryota; Fungi; Ascomycota; Saccharomycetes; Ascoideales; Ascoideaceae
Exons: 2
Coding region: 1-225 (74 amino acids)
Source: RefSeq, a predicted model, not a curated record